GAAACAGAAGGUGAAGGAAGCAAAUUCAAACUGCCAAAGUUUGGGAUUUCCCUUCCAAAGGUCAAAGGAACAGGACUGGAUAUUAACGCACCCAAGCCAGAUGUUGAUAUUAGGCUUCCAGAGGCUAAAAUACAAGCAAAGGUUCCUGAAGUAGACAUUGAGGCACCCUCAGUGGAAGGCAAAAUAGAAAUUCCAGAAAUCGAUGGAAAGGGUCUUGACGUGAAACUAAAGAAGCCAAAAAAAUCAUUGCCCAAGUUUGGAAUUUCAAAGGCAGAUAUGAAAGUCCCAGAGGCUGAGAUUGAUGUCAACCUCCCAAAAGGAGAUAUUUCUCUUCCCGAAGGAGCAGUAGAAAUCAAAGGGCCAGAGGUGGAUAUCAAAGGUCCAAAGAUUGAAGCAGAAGUAAAAGAUAAAGAUAUUGACAUUGAGGGCUCUCAUGGGAAAUUUAAAAUGCCGUCUUUUAAAAUGCCAAAAUUUGGAUUUUCAACUCCAAAAGUUAAAGCAGAAGCACCAGAAGUCAGUACCGACAUCUCGAUACCUGACAUAGAUGCUCCAUCAGGAAAAGUAGGUGUGGACAUUGAAGCACCACGUGUAGACGUUGAGAAGCCAGACAGCAAAUUUCAAAUGCCCAAAGUCAAAAUGUUAGACAUGGAUAUAUCUCUUCCCAGAGUCAAAGGCCCAGAGAUAGACAUUCAACAACCAAAAGCACAAGCUGAUGUUUCCAUUUCAAAGCCAGAUCUUGAUGUUAAAGGGCCUGAAGUAGAUCUUAAAUCUCCAUCAACACCAAAAACAUCUAGAAUUCAUCUGCCUACAUUUGGAGAUUUACUUAAGGGAUUCGAUCUAGAAUUCCAUGUCCCUUCAUUGGACGCUGAAGAUCAAUUGGUAUCUCCUCAAGCAGAUAUUUUUCACUCGAGGGUGAAUAAGGGCGACAAUGAGGGCAGUAGUGUUCUUACAGUCGAUCAAAAAGAACAGAUUUCUGCUGAUGUCAUUCUCCCAAACCUACAAACUGGUGACCUUGGUGCUAAAGAAUGCAUUGAAGCCACCUCUGAAACCAAGGAAACAGACAUUCCACAUAAAAAGGAGAGGUUUGGGAAAUCUAGGUUUAGGUUUCCCAAGCUGGGUUUUGGUGAUUCCUCACACGAAGACAGUAAGACAGAAAACACUUCCCUUAUCAGCGGAGCAACAGAAAAGCCACUUGUAACUCCAGAAAAAGCAGAAACCAUAGGAAUAGAAACUUCAGCAAAGACUGAUAAAGGUAGUUGGUUUAAGUUUCCAAAACUUGGGAUUUCGUCACCCUCAAAAACUGCCAAAGAUCCUGACGACCAGGUCAUCCAGCCCUGUGGGGAUACAGGUGAUACUGAGGGAGAUACAAGUUUGACUUCUUCUUUGAAAUCAUCUGAUGCUUAUGCUGAUGUUAGCUCUGAAAUGACUAAUGAACAAAUAGCCCCCUCCGGUGCCUCUCCUACAAAAUGCAGGGUGAAAUAUUCAGAGCCUACUGUUAUGACUGCUGGCAGUGUGUUGAAAUCCCCAAGCCAUAUUAUUACUUCCACAGCAAGAACUGAAUUGAUCCUUUUGGAACCACAUUUACCAGAGAAAAUGGACACUGCCACUUCUCCUCCCUCUGCCACUGUCAUUUCAUCAUUACAAGACACAUCAAAAGUGCCCGCAUGGCUUAACCCAUUGUCUAAAACUGCAGAAGAUAUCACUUCAAGAAAACAAGAAAUAAGUACCACUGAAACAAGCACAGUGCAGACUCUGCCCAUACAAAAAGUGACUGUAAAAGCAGGUUCGGCACCUUGGACAACCAAUCAAUCAGCCAAAAGUAUUACAGAACCCCCUAAAACACACAUGUCUGUGGAGAAGCAUAUAGUAAAGGAAAAAUCUGGUAACGAGAAGGAGACAGUUGUUAUAACCCAGAGAACUGAGCAACAUCAAACUGCUGAGGGGUCCACUGAACUGAUAACUGAAGGGACAGCGUCUGCAAUCAAAAAGCUAAGAGACACAAUGCACUCAGAAAAGAUGAAGUUUUUUGAAGGCGCAGAAAAGCCCACAACUUCUGUAAGCAGUCACACGUCAGAGGAAGGUGAAUUAAACAAGAAUGCUUCCGCUGAAAGUAAAUAAUGUUGGACAUUUACACUUCCUUUUGCAUUGUCUUGUACCUGUUUACUGGAAACUUGUGUAUUUAUGUAAGGACAUUUCUAGCGUAUAUAAACAGAUGCUUAUAUACUCAUGUUUUAUUUGCUCACAAAGAUUCAUUUACUACAGUAUGUAUUAAUGUGUUUAGCAAACAUCAUAUCUAACAGUACACCUGAUUUGCAAAACGUCAUACCAUUAUUCCAGGUCUACUGCCGAAGGAACACAGUCAUCAUAAAUACACAGAACAGAAUUCAGCAGAUAUGAACUUCAAAAGUUAAACAUACUGACAGGUAUUUGUCUUCCUAAAAAAGAACUGGAAAGACAUAUUAAGCUAACAGUUUUUCUUUUCCUGUAUUUUAGCUUUAAAGACUCACUUUUUAAUGGUGAUAUGCACAUUAUGCAAUAUGAAAUAUUAUAGAAGAAGUAACUAUUAAUCAUUUUCUAGUAGAUUCCACUUGGUGUAUGGCUCAUACUUAGAGGAUUUAGAAUAACAACAAAACAAUUAAGCAUAACGUUGAGCUGAAUUCAGAAAAGCUAUAUGAGGUUUGUUCCACUUGGGGAAAUAGAAGUAAAAAGAAGGAUAGAAAAUUGUAAAGUGUGAAAAUAUGUGGUGUAAAUAUAUUGUAUUUGCUACUAUAUUUUACUUAGCCCAUUGCAAUUUCUUUACUGGUGGCACCAAUACUUUGUAUCUACUGUAGCUUUGGCUGAUGCAAUCAAUGUAUUUGAACAAGAUCAUUCAAUAAAUUUUGAAAAAAAGA
Lepisosteus oculatus (spotted gar) is the source of this 2891-nucleotide messenger RNA. NCBI's taxonomy places the organism in Eukaryota, Metazoa, Chordata, Actinopteri, Semionotiformes, Lepisosteidae. The record is from RefSeq and is a predicted model, not a curated record.